Messenger RNA from Dendrobium catenatum, 4269 nucleotides. RefSeq names its product probable RNA-dependent RNA polymerase 2. The record is from RefSeq and is a predicted model, not a curated record. Bases 90 to 3443 code for a protein of 1117 amino acids. Gene Ontology annotation, biological process: siRNA processing. Gene Ontology annotation, cellular component: nuclear RNA-directed RNA polymerase complex. Lineage: Eukaryota; Viridiplantae; Streptophyta; Magnoliopsida; Asparagales; Orchidaceae. The transcript is spliced from 4 exons. Gene Ontology annotation, molecular function: RNA-directed RNA polymerase activity; nucleic acid binding.
CGCUUUAAAAUUUUAAAUUUAUAAUUCAUCUUCCCCAUGCUGCCCAAAACCCUAACCCUCCGACCUCCUGUUAUCCGGCUGCUUUCCUGAUGGGCGUUCCUCGAUUGACAGUCCGCGUCUCCAACAUUCCCCGCACAGCAAUCGCGGAGGAGUUGCUGAGCUUCUUCGAGUCCGUCGUCGGCCCGGUUUUCGCCUGCGAGAUCGCGUCCGCUCACAGGAACUGGAUGUCUCUGGGCUUCGGCCGAGUCCAGUUCAAGUGCCUGGCCGCCGCGGAGAACGCCUGCUUCCUCUACUCCAAAGGCCUGCUUCCAGUAUUCCAGCGCUCCAAUCUUGCUGUCUUUCCCUCGCCUGAAGACAUCCUCCCAAGGGCUGUUGAUGCAAGCAACCGCAUCAGUGGAGGAAUUCUCCACGCCGGAAUCUUGGGCGAGGGGCAGAUGGAGGUCUUCACUUCGUGGGAGGGGGUCGUGCUGGAGUUCAUGCCUGAGAGGAAGAAGAUGGAGAUAUUUCUAGAGGAUGGUAGAGAAAGUUACAAGCUUGUGGUGAUGUUUGAAGAUAUCACUGCUAGCCAUGGGUGCUGCCUUGGAGGAGGAGGAGGGCGGUUGAAUUCUAUUCUGGUGCAGCUCAAGUUUGCACCGAGAAUCUAUCAAAGGGUAUCUGACGCAAAGUUGAAACCAAAAUUCACUAGUGAUCGCUAUCAUAUCUGCGAAGAAAGUUUUCCAUUUGUUUGGCUAAGGACAUCAGAUUUCUCAUUAACUAAUGCACUUGGCUCAUCUUCGUACUUCUGUCUGGAACUUGAAAAUGGUCUGUAUAUUUCUGACAUAUUCAUGAAUUUUCCCUACUAUUCUGAAAUGGGGGAAGUUAUCCUCAGUAAAAAAGAAGCAUUAUGUUCCCUGUCAAAACUAGUUCCGAUUAUUGGCUGUUCUGAUAAAGCUGUGUUGGCAUAUGAUAUGCUUUUCCAGCUCAAUUCUCUGGUCCAUACACAGAAGAUUUCUCUCUUACAUUCCCCUGACAUCAUUGAUAUUCUUAGAAAAGAAGAUUCAGACACAAUUCUAAAAAUUUUUAUGAAAAUGCACAAGUUCAAAUCGACCUGCUCCAAUCCAGUAGAAUUUCUUGAACGUGAACUGCUGAACAUGCGAAGAAAUCAGAAAGCUAUACCAGCUAAUAAUCAAAGUCUUUCACAAAAUUUAAUGAGGUGCUACCGAGCUCUCAUUACUCCAUCAAAAGUUUACUUCUUAGGCCCUGAACUGGAAAAUUCCAAUUAUGUGAUAAAACACUUUUCUGCAUAUUCUUCUGAUUUUCUUAGGGUUUCAUUUGUUGAUGAAGACUGGGGUAAACUUUCUUCUGAUGCUCUUUCAGCAAGGAUUGAACAGGGAUUUACUUCCAAGGCAUACAAAACUGGUAUAUAUGAUCGAAUAUUAUCUAUUCUCCAAGAUGGUAUUAUUAUUGGGUCAAAGAAGUUUGAAUUUUUAGCAUUUUCUGCUAGUCAGCUUCGGGCAAACUCUUGUUGGAUGUUCUCUUCAAAUUGUGACGUUACUGCAGAGAGCAUUAGAAAUUGGAUGGGUGAUUUCAACAAGAUUCGUAGUGUGUCUAAAUGUGCGGCUAGAAUGGGCCAGCAGUUCAGCUCCUCCUUUCCAGCAAUGUGCAUCGAAUCUAAAGAUGUUGACAUUAUUGAUGAUAUUUAUUGUGAUGCUGAUGGCAUUAAAUAUUGCUUUUCAGAUGGCAUAGGUAAAGUAUCAUUAUCCCUUGCUGAACAAAUCGCUCAAAGAUUUGGAAUGAACAGAACUCCUUCAGCAUUCCAAAUUAGAUAUGGAGGUUACAAGGGUGUUAUAGCUGUUGAUCAAACUUCUUUUCGCAAGCUGUCGUUGAGGCCUAGCAUGUUAAAGUUUGACUCAAAAAAUACAAUGGUUAAUAUUACUAGUUAUAGUAAGUACUUGCCAUCCUUUCUGAAUCGUGAAAUAAUUUCCCUCCUUUCUACGUUGGGAGUUGAGGAUGGAGUUUUUGAAGCGAUGCAACAUUAUCAAAUGUCUCUUUUGGACAAUAUGUUAAUGGAUAAGGAUGCUGCCCUGGAAGUUAUUAGCAAAAUAUCUGGACCUGAAAAAGAAAAGGCUGAAAAUUUAUUAUUGCGUGGUUAUGAACCAAGUUCACUGCCUUACCUUUCCAUGUUGCUUAGAGCGUAUCGAGCAUACCAGCUCUCUGAUAUAAGAAGCAGAUGCCGGAUUUUUGUCCCAAAAGGUCGGAUCCUUAUUGGCUGUCUAGAUGAAUCUGGCACUUUAGACUAUGGCCAAGUUUUUCUCAGGGUGACCAUGACAAAAGAAGAGCAAAAGAAUAAAAGUCAAACUUUUUUUAAGGACGCCGAUCAUGCAACUGUGGUCAUAACUGGAAGAGUUGUUGUGACAAAGAAUCCUUGCCUCCACCCUGGUGACAUUAGGGUACUUGAGGCUAUUUGUGAUCCACAGUUGGAUGAGAUGGGGCUGGUUGAUUGCCUCGUCUUCCCCCAAAAGGGUGAAAGGCCACAUCCAAAUGAGUGCUCUGGUGGAGAUUUAGAUGGUGACUUGUAUUUUGUAUCUUGGGAUGAAAGACUUGUGCCACUGCAGACUGAUCCGCCAAUGGAUUAUAUUGGACUUAGGCCACGUCUUCAGGAUCAUGAAGUCACAUUGGAGGAAAUCCAUAAAUUCUUUGUGGAUUAUAUGAUCAAUGAUAACCUUGGUGCCAUAUCAACUGCUCAUCUUGUUUAUGCCGACUCUGAACCGCUUAAGGCUCGAAGCCCCAAAUGCCUACAGCUUGCAAACCUUCACUCCAUGGCUGUUGAUUUUGCCAAGACUGGAGUUCCAGCUGAGAUGCCCAGAAUUCUAAGACCAAAGGAAUUUCCUGAUUUCAUGGAAAGAUGGGAUAGAUCCAUGUAUACCUCCAAAGGUGUUCUAGGAAAACUCUAUAGAUCUGCCACAGCUCAUCAAAAUAAAGAGACUUCUAAUACUUUCUGGUCUGAAGAACUUGCAGCUGCUUCAUAUGACAAUGAUCUUGAAGUUGAAGGCUUUGAAAUGUUCUUAAAACCUGCGGAAGAUUACUAUAAUCAGUACGCCGAAAAGUUGAGCUUCUUGAUGAAUUAUUUCGGAGCAGUGCAUGAAGAUGAGAUACUUACAGGUUAUGUGCGAAGCGGCGGCCCAUCAUAUGUUUUGAGGGAUAAGAAGAAAUUUGGGGAUAUUGCUGAUAGGAUUAUGAUUGCAGUAAAGAGUUUGCAUCAGGAGGUCAAGAGUUGGUUCAGCAGCUGCCGUGAGAGUGAGUCGCUGAAGAUGGCCUCUGCUUGGUAUCACAUAACCUGUCAUCCAAAAUAUUGGUCCUCAAACAAGUUUCUUAGCUUUCCAUGGAUAAUUUGGGAUGUUUUGUUGAAUAUUAAAGAUUCCAAGAGUUCUAGGGGAAGAGGAACAAAGGAAGGCACUCUGUGAAAUCCAAUAACAAAGCACUUCACAUCUGGUGCCACAAUUUGAUAUCCUAUAUUAUUGUAGUCAUCUGCAGCAAUUUUUUGUCAAAUAAUGGUGAGUGUAUGCUCGUAAAUAUCAAUGCAGGAAUUUUAUAGGUACCUAGCAGGUUCCAAUAUUCUGACAGAAGGACUCGUCCAAGAUAGUCAUAUCGCCUGCUUACGCGACUUAUCCAAAUCUGCCAAAAUCAAAGAGUCAUCCUUAGCACACAAUAUUAGAAAAAUUAUAUAGUAUCUUCCAAACAGUAAAGAGGCACUUAUCUUGGUUGUGAUCAACAUUCUGAGGUCGUUUGUCUUUGAAAGAACCAUUAAGCUCUCAUUGACAUCUCUCAAUCCAACUACAGGAAGUGCACAAAGCAUGGUUCAAUGGUUAUGACUCCCUAGACUCAAACGGUCCUCUUAGCUUACAAUCAUCAUCACUCCGAAGGACUCGACCUUUACAUUUGGCUGUCAAAAUAAUCCUUAGGAACUCGCCUCUCCGUGAAGCGCACUCGUUCACACAGACUUAAUCCUAUAUGAUUUUUUUCCAGAAGACUUGUUCAGCACACUCAUGGAUGAAAACAUGCCCAGAGGAUUCAACCUGUGACCAAGAGCUAUAUUAAAAAUCAUUCAAGCAUUUGCUAGCUCAUGUCACAUGCAUAUAUAUAUAUAUAUAUAUAUAUUUAUAGUCUUUAAUGAUCGUUAUUAAAUAUUGUAUUUGUAUUUUUAUCUUUUAAUUGUGUAUAGCGUUUUUUAUAGUCCUUCAAAUCUUAUAAAUAAGAAAUGAUGAGGUACAUUAAAGAUCUUUUGGUUAC